Messenger RNA from Grus americana (Whooping crane), 4151 nucleotides. RefSeq names its product F-box protein 36 (gene FBXO36). Gene Ontology annotation, molecular function: protein binding. Bases 14 to 625 code for a protein of 203 amino acids. The record is from RefSeq and is a predicted model, not a curated record. The transcript is spliced from 3 exons. NCBI's taxonomy places the organism in Eukaryota, Metazoa, Chordata, Aves, Gruiformes, Gruidae.
CUAGUUUGUCCCGAUGCGGCCUCCGCAGACACUCCGUGCCUCCCCUCCUCCCGGCAGCAACCGCCUCUCUUCCCUUCAAUUAUCAGCUGAAGCCGCAGCACCAAGCAGCGCCUCGUCCGCCGCCUCCGCCGCCGAACCCCUUCCAGCAGCGCGAGGGGGAGGCUGGGGGACUACUUUCUCCCGGCGACGGGGCCCUGCCGGGGCCUGCGCGCCCCCUGGGCCGACGGGAGGCCCCUGCCCCGGCUGCCGCCCCCCACGCAGCCUCCGCUGCAGCCGUGUGCGCGCCCUGCUCCCUGCGCUCGGCGGGGUCGGUCUUCGGUGGUCAGUAUCCCUCCGCCGGGGUCGUCACCCCUGGGUCCGCGCGAGUGUCUCCGCUCGGGUAAUUUUUAGGUGGUGGAAAAUCUCACUUAGGAAUGAAUUUCGUGAAUCAAGACCUGGAGAAAUUAAAGAAUCCCAGGAGGACUUUUUGGAUGAUUCAUCUCUUCAUAGCAGCUGGGUAAGGAGACUGCAAGAGACUGCUGUUAGUGCUGCAUUGAUGGAAAGACUGCACACUCUCAGCUCAAGUGACUGGAUGAUAUAUGCACAAACCAUGGAAAAAGUUUCAAUCAGCACUCACAGUUUGUAACAAAAUAAAUCUUUAAUUCCAGUUAUUACUACUUGUUUUGACUAGAAGGGGCAUGAAUGUAUCAUGAACCAAUAGAAAAUGGACUGCCUGUUGAAUUUGGCCAGCACUCAGAGAAUCAUUAAAUAUGCUAUGCUUUUUUGCAGUAGGUGUUUGUAAUUGCUCCGUGAGUUGCGGCAAAGAGUAGCACUGCAUUUUAAUUUGACAAAAUUCAUUAUCCAUUUUUAUAAACUUGAGCUUUCAAAGAAGUAGUCUUCUAUACUUUUUGCCAAGAAUUACAUAGAAUUUUUAGCUGAGUUUUAGCAAUAGGUUUCAGUGUUUUUAUUUUCAAAAUUUAAUUUCAAUUUAUUUUCUUAUUUACCUCGUAAAAGUAGAUUUGAUAUGUGAAUAUAUAUUGGUGAGGAUUUUAGCUUGGGGUUUUUUCCACAUUGUUUACACUGUAAGAUUUUCCUGUGGCAUUUGAUAUUAAUAUAAUGUCACAAUAAAACAUCUGGUUUACAUCACCUGGGUACAAUAGUGUGUGUUUUCCGUAGGUUAUGAAUCAAGCUUUUUCUUGAAAAGUGUUAUUGGUGGUUCAGAGGUUUCCCAUCCUAUAGGAAGUAUUGAAAGCCACAGUUGCCAUUUCCUAACACUUAGUCAUUUCUUCCUCCUUCUAAAAUUAUCUUUAAAAUCAUAUAUGGGGUUUUCCCUCUGGGUUUUAGUAAAAUUGUAAUAUAAAAUAAAAGUGGGGGUUUUUUUUGGUUUUUGUUGUGUUUUUUUCUUUCAGAAAAAUGCUAACAUAAAUACGAGUAUUACAAAUACAAAUUACUAUGUUUGUGAGAAGUUGCAUUGUUAUAUUGAUAUUAUUUCUGUCCAUAGCUCUUGCUGUUCCACACAAUCAGAUGUUUUUACACCUCCUUCUCCCCUCCUGUUAAGGGGAGCUUUGCUGCUCUUCUAAAUAUUCGCAGAUACUAUUUUUUUUCCAUAAUUCUCCACAAAUAUAUAUACUAGAAUAAUAUUCUAGUUAUCCUUACUGAAUUUUUUGCCAAAUGAUGGUUCAAAUAAAAGACUCCUUGCCAGACCCAUGGUUUUCUGCUAAGUAUUUGAUACACCCCUACCAGUACAAUGUUUAUCUGUUAUUAAGUAUUACUAUUUCCUGUUGUUAUCUCCUAAUUCUCAUUCCUAAGAUUUUAGCAGUUUUCACAUGGUCAGAGAUUUUUAGAGAAAAAUUGUUAAAAAAAAAAAAAAGCUUAAAUUAUUUCUAAUAGGCAUAGGAAGAAGAGUCCCCUGCAAAUGAAACAUUUUAUCAAUAGCCUAUACAGGCAUUUAAACAUCCAAUAGAAAAUUGAAGAAGUAAACAUUUUAUAAUAAACAUUAACAUUUUAGUAAAUUUAUACUAACUACCAUACAGCUGUAAUCUUUGCUUUGAAGUGUUUUCUUUUCUUUUUGGACAGUGAGGUAAGGUAUCAUUAGUUUCUUUUCAUAAUCUCAAUAGAGCCAAGAGGGAAGAGCAAGAUUUUGUAUAUGGCUAGAUUUUCAUUGCGGUUUUGCAAAGAUGGAAAAUGAAUUGAUGAUAAUGUAGGGCAAGAGAAGAGAGAUCUGUUUACAUUUUUGGAUGAGUGAACAAAUAGUACAAGUCAUCAAGUAGUAACCAGCACUCAUAGGAUGAAAAUUUCACAGAAAAACUGAAGUUCAGUAUACUUUCACAGUUAGUUCAUCAUUAGCUGCAGAUACAUUUAUAAAGCAAGAUAAAUACAGCUAAAUAUAUUUUUAAAAUAUAUUUUAAAAUAGCCAAACCAGGUCACAUUAUUAUUUCUAGAAAUAAAAAAAUUUCAAGAAAAACUCAAGGAGCAGCAAGUAUUCAUGUGUAGCCUGCUUAAUCAUUCAACAUGAAGUAGAUGCACACUACAAACAUUAUCGUCAUUCCUAGUGUGUGAAUAUGUGGAUCAUUCUUACAUACCAGCUUGAAUUAGAUCAGCCAGACAAUUUUUAGUUGACUCUGUAGAUCAUUUUUGUACUUGCAUAAGGAAUUUGAGGAAAAUUACCAACUAUAUAGAACUGAGAUGCUUGGAAAGCAAAAAAGCAAGUAAGAACCGACAGCAAACUGUUUGCACAUGCAGUAUGACAUAGCAACAGAAAAGGAACCUUGAACAGGAUUGGGCCAUCUACCCAAAGACAUGAAGGCAGAUAAGGUGAUAGCUUCCUUCUAUGUAAUUACCUUAGGAAUAUUUGGAACAAAAAGAUAAGAAAAAAUCUUAACAUCUUAACAGUGAAAUCAUGUAAUUUGGAAAACUCUUUCAAAUGUAUUCACAAAAGCUUCAGUUCUGUAACUCAUCUUACAAAAUAUUUUGGAAGGAAAACUGCUGCAUCAAAAUUGGAUGCACUUACUGCCUAUCGUCAGUAGAGUUUCAACUUCCAUAAUUCUGUUUCUUUCUCCAUUUGUGACUUUAACAUAUAUGAGAAGAUAGACUCUAGUUGGUUAAAAAAACAAACCAAAAGAAAAAAUCCCCAAAACAACCCCCCUCCUUCUCCAUUUUGGAUGCAUUAGAAUAAUUUCAUAAUACAAAAAGUAGUAAUUCAUUAAAUGCUUUGAAUUUAAACUUUUCAUCCUUAUGUUCCUGUCCCUGUAUGAAAAGAAAAAAAAAAAAGAAAAAAAUCCUUUGCAAAUCUAGAUGACUGCAUUCGUGUCGUCAGAUCUUAGGAAACAACAUGCAGCUCCAAAAUUUACCACUGAUCAUUCAAAUUGAAUUCAGGGUCCUGUUUUAUAAUGAACUAGUAUUUUGAUUGUAGCAAUUUGAUAAAAUAGAUAAAUGAUCUGAAGAAACAGUGUCAAAUUCAAAAGGCUAAGUUCCAAGUUGGAUGCUGAAGCACAAAUAAUCGACUGUAUGAAUGCAGGAUGGGGAGUAGCUCACUAAGUAGCAGGAAAAGAAUUUGGUGUUGUACUGGAUCACAAAGUGAAUGAGUCAAAAAAUGUCACGUCACUGUAGAAGAGAACUCUCUUCAAUUUCAUUUUAGUGGUUUAAUUGUACCUACAUCAGAUAAGAGGCAGAACUACACGGACUCUUAAUGUCAGAGCAAUCAUUAUUUUCCCCAAUGCAUACAACUGAAGUACUUUUUUUCAAUUGUUUUACUCCUGAGUAAAUAGCACAGUCUUUAUGUAAAUAAGUAUAGAUGGAUGUGGAAAAGUGGACCACAUGGAUCUGGACAAGUUUCAGUUCAGCUUUGUUGCUGUUUUAAUGUUCCUCAGCUGAGACAAGAGUUUGCUGUAUACAAGACAAUGUACAGUUUUUUAAUUAAAGCCUUGUUUUACUGCUCAGGCUUCCUGGAUAUCACUAGCAACUCUUAAGAUCAAUUGAUAUACUAUAAAUUACUAUUGUUCAAUGUAAGAUGUUUAACGUUAUUUUUUCUACAAAACAUCCAAAAAAUUGAGCUGACUUUUCUGAUAUUUUUUUAAAGAUGUGUCUGAAUAAUGUGGGAUUAUUGGGAAGAAAUUUUAGGCUUUAACAGAUCUGUUGUCUCUUGGGUUUGGUUUUGUUUUUUGGUUUUUUUA